UAUUCAUAUUACUACAAAUCAAAUGUGUACUUGGGAAGAAACAUUUGAUAAAAUUAAACAUAAAAAUGUUCGAGAUAAUAUUGAAAAAGAAUUAGAAGAACUUCUUGAUUCUUGGGUUGAUAAAGACUGGAUAUUAUUAAAUGAAAAUAUAAUUUAUGAAAUCAAUUAUGAAUGUAAUGAAUUUACAGAUGAAAUUUCAGAAACAGAAUCUGAAAAUUUAGAAGAACCUUACGAUGAUUCAGAUUCUGAAGAAUCAGAAGAAUUAGAAGAAAUAAAAACAAAACCUAAAAAAAAGAAGAGAAAAUUAGAUAAAAAACCAACUAAAAAAAAAAGAAAAUUAAGUAAAUAUAAUAUAUUUAUGAGAGAUGAAAUGAAAAGAUUAAAGAAAGAUAGUGUUGCAUUGAAUAAAUUAUUUUCAAUGGCAACUAAACAUUGGAAAGAAUCUAAAAAUAACUUUUAA
Messenger RNA from Scutellospora calospora, 460 nucleotides. NCBI's taxonomy places the organism in Eukaryota, Fungi, Glomeromycota, Glomeromycetes, Diversisporales, Gigasporaceae. The record is from the annotation of a GenBank genome assembly.